Molecule: messenger RNA, 318 nt
Organism: Staurois parvus
Lineage: Eukaryota; Metazoa; Chordata; Amphibia; Anura; Ranidae
Source: the annotation of a GenBank genome assembly
AUGUGAUCAGCUGUGUCCAAUCACAGCUGAUCACAUGGCACUGAUGAUCAAUGUAGCCCCAGCAGUGCCACCUGCCAGUGCUCAUCAAUGCCACAUAUCAGUGCCCAUUUGAGCUGCCUUUCAGUGUCACCUAUCAGUGCCAGUCAGUGCCACCUAUCACUGCUGCCAGUCAGUGCCGCCCAACAGUGCCAGUCAGUGCCGCCCAACAGUGCCAGUCAGUGCCGCCCAACAGUGCCUGUCAGUGCCGCCCAACAGUGCCUGUCAGUGCCACCCAACAGUGCCUGUCAGUGCCACCCAACAGUGCCUGUCAGUGCCACC